UGGAGCAGUGACAGGGGGUCCUGGCCACCACACAUGGGGGCUGGCACAGCUGCCAGCCGCCAGUGCCCUGAGAAUCCCCCUGGUUUUGUUUUCCACGCCACGAUAUACCGAAUCUGGAGCAUGUCCACAUCUCAGCCCCACACCCAGGAAGUCCCAGGGCAGCGUCAGCAUUACUAAGUGCUUACAAAACCCAAUGAGCCCCUUGGGACGGGCAGACACAGGCAGAAGGUGUGGCACGGCAGGCAGGGGAAACCUGUAGAUCGUGUCUGGAAGAAAUAAAUCUUGUGACACUCCAGCUGGUUACCCACGGGAAGCACAGGGACAGCCAUCCCCAACUGAGCAGCACUGAGUGUCACCCUCCGGUUUGACUGCUCUGCACCCCCCUGAAUGUGUUUUGCCCCUGGCCAAGGCUUCCCCAGCCAGCCCUGCCACCACUGCACUGUGGGACAUGGCUGCCUGGAGAGUAGCCAUCAUCGGUGCUGGUGCCUCUGGCCUGUGUGCCCUGAAAUGCUGCCUGGAUGAGGGCCUGGAACCCAUCUGCUUCGAGAGGAGCGGGGACAUCGGGGGACUCUGGCGCUUCGAGGACUGCCCCGAGGAGGGCCGUGCUAGCAUCUACCGCUCUGUCAUCAUCAACACCUCCAAGGAGAUGAUGUGCUUCAGCGACUUCCCCAUCCCCGAGGACUUCCCCAACUACAUGCACAACUCCAAGAUCAUGGAGUACUUCCGCAUGUACGCUCGGCACUUCGACCUGCUCCGCCACAUCCGCUUCGGGACCAGUGUGUGCUGCGUGUCCAAGCGCCCUGACUUUGCUGCCACGGGCCAGUGGGAGGUGGUGACAGAGAGUGAGGGGAAGCAGGAGGCAGCCAUCUUCGACGCCGUGCUGGUGUGCAGCGGGCACCACACCAACGCACACCUCCCGCUGAACACCUUCCCAGGGCUAGAAAAUUUUGAGGGCUGGUACCUGCACAGCCGGGACUACAAGAGCCCACAGCACUUUUUGGGGAAGCAGGUGGUCGUGGUUGGCACCGGGAAUUCAGGCGUCGACAUUGCGGUGGAGCUGAGCCACACAGCCAAGCAGGUGUGCUGGGAGAGCUGCCAUGUCUUCCUCAGCACCAAGCGUGGGACCUGGGUGCUGCACCGGCUGGCAGAUGGUGGGUACCCCUUUGACUUCACAUACAUCAGCCGCUUCACGCAAAUCCUCCGCAGCCUACUGCCUCAAAGCACCACCAAUUUUUACCUGGAGAGGAAGCUGAACGCCCGCUUCAACCAUGCGCUCUACAGCCUGCAGCCCCGGCACCAGAUCCUUGACCAGCACCCAACCAUCAACGACGACCUGCCCAAUCGCAUCAUUUCAGGCAGGGUGAUAGUGAAGCCGAACAUCCAGGAGUUCACGGAGACAUCUGCCAUCUUUGAGGACGGCACCAGGGAAGACAUCGAUGCUGUGGUCUUCGCCACAGGAUACAGCUUCUCCUUCCCCUUUCUUGAAAAAUAUGUGAAGGUGGUGGAGAACCAGAUCUCCCUCUACAAAUUCAUGUUCCUUCCUGACCUGGAGAAGCCUACACUGGCUUUCAUUGGCCUCAUUCAGCCCCUGGGUGCCAUCAUGCCCAUCUCUGAGCUCCAGUGUCGCUGGGCCACUCGCAUCUUCAAGGGGCUGCAGGACCUGCCGCCAUCCACUGUCAUGCUGGCUGACAUUGCACAAACCAAGGAGAAAAUGGCGGAGAGGUACGUGAAGAGCCAGCGGCACACCAUCCAGGUGGAUUACAUCCCCUACAUGGAUGAGCUCGCCUGCCAGGUGGGGGUCAAGCCCAACCUGCUCACCCUCUUCCUCACUGACCCCAAGCUGGCACUGGAGGUGGCCUUUGGGCCCUGCACGCCGUACCAGUACCGCCUGCAGGGCCCAGGCAAGUGGGCGGGCGCCAGGGAGGCCAUCCUCACCCAGCAGCAGCGUAUCAUCAAGCCCCUACAGACACGGCGUGUGGAGAAGCAAGCACUGGCCCCUGCUGUGCCCCUCAUCUUCAAGCUGGUUGGGGCUGUGGCCAUCUUCGCUGUCAUUUUUGCUUACUUGUAGGUGCCUUACAAGUGUGGGAAGGGAGGCUUUGUGAUGUGCUGGGGGGGCUGACUGGCCAUCCCCUGCCCUGAGGCAGCCUGUGCAUCCCAGUACUGGCAGGAGCCCUCCUCCUGCCCAGUAUGGCCCCACUGUGGCCACACUGCCAGCUCAGGGUGAACAGAGCCUCCCUGGCUGCUGAAAUAAUGCUUCAGCACCUCUUUGCACCUCCUCCUGGAGAGCAGCUGCCAGGGACAGGCAACGAAACCUGCUCACAUGCAGGAUAAAAUCCAGACCCCCUUUGGCAGCGCUUUUGACCUAGCAGGGACAAUACCAGCUUUCCUGUUGCCUAUAACCUGUCUGAGCCACCACUGGCACACUCACAUGAGAGCCAAGUAGCAAGGGCACAGCAGACUUCCUAACUAUAAAAGUGUGUUAAACAGAACCAGGUGUCCGUCCCAUCACUGACGCCAUGUCCCACUGCGUGCCAGGGACACACACACAGGUUUGAGGUCAGCCUCGUGCCAGCAGUGCAGCUCCAGCUCUGCGACAGCACAGGCUACAUGCACACACACACGUGCACAUGUGUAUAUCCAUAGCAAAAGAGCCUCGCCCAGGGUGUCUGCCACCAGCAUAGAUCACAGUAGCCACAGCGGCAUGGCUCAGUGCCACCCUCAUCACCUGCACGCAGCCGCUCUGGAGGAUGGCUGGGUGGGUUGGGGACCUGGAGCAGUGACAGGGGGUCCUGGCCACCACACAUGGGGGCUGGCACAGCUGCCAGCCGCCAGUGCCCUGAGAAUCCCCCUGGUUUUGUUUUCCACGCCACGAUAUACCGAAUCUGGAGCAUGUCCACA
This is a messenger RNA of Athene cunicularia (burrowing owl), 2898 nucleotides long. Its product is annotated as dimethylaniline monooxygenase [N-oxide-forming] 5-like. The record is from RefSeq and is a predicted model, not a curated record. NCBI's taxonomy places the organism in Eukaryota, Metazoa, Chordata, Aves, Strigiformes, Strigidae. The transcript has 8 exons. Bases 449 to 2068 code for a protein of 539 amino acids. Gene Ontology annotation, molecular function: flavin adenine dinucleotide binding; N,N-dimethylaniline monooxygenase activity; NADP binding.